This is a messenger RNA of Leishmania braziliensis MHOM/BR/75/M2904, 2664 nucleotides long. RefSeq lists its product as hypothetical. NCBI's taxonomy places the organism in Eukaryota, Euglenozoa, Kinetoplastea, Trypanosomatida, Trypanosomatidae. The transcript has a single exon. Bases 1 to 2664 code for a protein of 887 amino acids. The record is from RefSeq and is a predicted model, not a curated record.
AUGACCAGUAACAACAUGGCUACUGCGCCGCCCCCGGAGCCGAUGUCGCCCAUCCUCCAGAGAGCGCUUCAGCCGGCAUUGUCCGCGUUGGAUAAUGACAUAUUAUCGGAGAUCGACUCACAAAUGUUCACCCCCAUUGACGAGACGCAGCUUGAGGAGCACUCUGACAGUGCAAAGGAUGUCGAGGAGGUCGCACAAGCACAGCAGCAGGGUGGUGCGCCCAUCGAGGUACCACCAGUCCCUGUGACGCGUGGGCCAGGACACACACCCCGCGGGACGACACGGGUAAGCAGUCUGCCGCCGCGGAGGCCGCCAAGUCGCACCUCGCAGCGCUACGGCACACCACGCUUGCGUGGCGACGACAUGCCGCCGUCAAAGGUGAGGACGGAGCUAGUCCCAGAGUCGCGUAACUCGCGUGGGGCCAGGCUGUCAAACAAGUCCUUUACGCAGAGCAACCACUCCAUCCAUUUUGUCUUGAACGAUGAGCCCACCGAGACUGCCAGCAUUUUGUUCGAGGCAGAGCACUCCAUGCUCAACCGCUAUGCCAAAGAGGAAAGCCCCGACCUGCACGCGAACACGCUUACCAGCGAUAUCCAAUUUGUCGACGAGCAACCGAGCUCAGAGUUGCAAGCGGUGCCGGUGAACCGCGGUGUCUCUGCCACGACCAGAUCGACGAGUCUGUGCUUUGAAGUAGAAUCGGUGAACAACUCAGCACACAAGAGCGCCAUAUCCCGCUUCUCCAUUGAGGGAGGCGAGUCGACUCCGAAGCCGGUGGUGCAGGCCUCUCAUCUCAGCGUCGUUGAAGAUGAAACUGUUGAUAAGGCGGCGGUAGCUAAGGUGAAGGACGCGGAAAAGACCCCGAUAAACUUUGUUAGCUGGAGCGAGAGUCGGCGACGUGCCAAGAAGGCUGAGGAUGCACGGCGCGAGCGGGCACUUCGGGACCGCAGCCUCUACAUGAGGGCCCGACCCUGGGAAACCAACGAGCCCAAUCCGCGCUCCCGACGCACAAGCAGCGAGUGUGCCGCCCUCGUGCUGAAGCAGCAGCAGGACGAGAAGAUGGAGGAAGUCGAGAAGCGCAAGCACGCCAUGCACACACGUCCGUGGCGCACCAAGAGCUCUACCCCAAACAAGUCACGCUCCACCAGUGGCACGAAGCAGAAGCGCUGGCUCACACCGCCGAGCGCGCGCGGCGGUGGAGCCACGAUGGCUGAGCGCCCGACUCCGCCAUCGGCGACGGAGCCUAAGGAAGUGCAGAUGUUCAACAACGAAGCCCUUGCCGACCUCGUCGCGCGCCCGCACUCUUUUUCCCUGUCCUCAGAUGUGCGGUUACGCGCCGCUGGGCCGAUGUCAUACAUGCACCCCCGCUCCCCGGUGUUGGGCCGCGUCGAGGACGCGAAGUUCGUCACAUCAGCGCCUGUGCUGAAGACCCCACUGGAGAUUGUCAGUGAGGAGCUCGAGGAGUGGACGCACACAGCCAACCAGAAGCACAAUCUGCAGGCAAUUGUUCGUGUGAUGCGGGCGCGCGAGCGCAUGAUUGUGCAGCUGUCGAACCAGCUGGCGGCACAGAGUCGCGUGAUGAAGCGGCUGAACACGGAGCUGUACAGUGCUCGCGAUGAGUACAUGAUGCACCUCGGUAGUGACGUGACAGGGUUGGCGCUUUGUACCCCGCGCAGCCGGACAAUGUCCCCAUUGCCAGGCCGCACGAGCGCCAGCCCCCCACCCAGCAUCACGCGUCUUUACACGGAGCAGCGGCACCGGGCAAAGGACUACUACUCCAUGAAGAUGAAGGAGUUUGGCCCCCGUCCGGUGAGUGUGCUGAGCGACAAUGAGCUCUCCGAUGGUGAGAAGGAGGCCUACGCGAAGGAUCUGCAGCGCUGGCGCGUCGAGCGCGCGGCCCUGCGAAACGAAAAGGCUCGCCUGGUUCACUACCGCCGCGAUCUCGUCUUUCAGAUGCGCCGCGGCAGCAACAUCAAGGACAUCACCAUCACGCAGCCCACAAGCGCACGUGGCCCGCUAGAGCGCGCAGCGGCCGGUACAGAGACCGCCGUGGAUGUGAACGGGUACGACCGUUUGAUGGAUAUCCGCAUGCAGGCUCAGCGCGCCGUUGUGGAGGCAGCGAAUGCCAAGAAGGUGUACGAGGCGACAUUGUCCAUGGCGGCCACUAUGAAAAAGCGACACGACCUCUCCUCAGCGGAGGUAACGAGCUUGAAGGAGUCGCGAAAGAAAGCACGAGAGCUGUACACCGUGUCACUGCAGAACCUGCAGCAGUCGGCGGAGGAGGCACGGCCGCUGCUGGAGCGGGCAAAUGCGCAGAGGGCGCGCUUCGAGAAGGCUGCGAUGUCGCUUGAUGAGAGCGCCGAGGCGCGCCUGCAAUACUACAGUGACACAGUACUUGCCGUGCGUAUCCAGGCGGACCGCGCCCAAGCGCUCGCCGAAGCAGCUCCUGGUGAUGAGGAUCGCAUGCUGCGAUCGGCGAGCACACCGCGGCCUGGAAUGUCGCGGGCAGGCACACCACGUGGCAGCAUCAGCGGCUCCAUGCGCCCUGGCACAUCACCACGCAUCCGCGGAGGCAACGCGUCGAAUGACGAUGUGUUUACCCGACUGACGAAGCGAACGUCGAGCACGCACAACGCCGCACCCGUGCAAGGGGAAGCGAGGGCGUAA